AUUCGAUUCACAAAUGCGAGAAAGUCGGCUGCGUUGCAUACCAUAGUCGGCAGAAAUGGCACGAAAUUCAGAAAAGGCGCAGUCUAUGCUGUUUCGCUUCCGGGCAGCGCAAGCAGCAGACCUAGGCAUCCUUGAUCUCGGCCGUACCAAGCGUCCCAAAGCCAUCACUACAAUUGAAAGUAUUCCUGUCUGUGAGAAAUGGCGUGGACAAGUUCUGCGCGAGAUCUCGCGCAAAGUAACGAAGAUCCAAGACCCUGCACUGAGCGAUUAUCAAAUUCGCGAUCUAAACGACGAGAUCAACAAGCUGAUGAAGGAGAAGUUUGUGUGGGAGUUGAGAAUAAGAGAGUUAGGCGGACCGAAUUAUAUGAGAGGAGGGCGGGUGGUGGAUGAAGAAGGGAGAGAAGUUCCUGGUGGAGGCAAAGGGUAUAGAUACUUCGGACGAGCGAAAGAGCUGCCCGGUGUAAAAGAACUAUUUGAGGCCGCUGCUAAGGCGGGUAGACCGCCGGAAGAAGGUGAGAAAGGGCCGACCAGGGCCGAACUGAGCAAAAAUGUCGAUGCAGGGUACUAUGGCUACAAUUUGGACGAAGAAGACGGGAGCCUUCUGAAUUACGAAGAGCUACAGGAGCGAGAGUUCGUCAGUAACCUUUUAGAAAAGGCGCAAUCAGAGAAGGAGAAGAGCACUCUUGAGAUCCUUCCCGGCGACAUUGGGGACGGUGUAGGCUGGCGGCUGCCAACGACUGAAGAAGUGCAAGAGGAGCUUGUCGAGCGCAGGCGGCGAAGACUGCUCGACAAACUUGGAUGAAACCGUGGCUUAGGAAGAAAAGCAGACUUUUGUCAUCACCAAAUUAAAUGCUAGCGGAACAGCUGUUGAAGUCUAGUACUCACCAUCCGCAAAGACUGUCCUCGGUUCUGCACUUCGUCUGUCAAGGAUACCCCUAGUGGUGUCGUGUACAAACGCAGAGUCACGCGUUGGUUGGGAAACACGUCGAUGGAUGCAACACCUCUCUGGGCCGGGAAGAUGUGUACAACACAGAGUAGUUCUUCAUAUCUGGAUAUUUACCUAUAAAUGCAUGCAUCCAUACCUUCAGCAAACAGAGCGACUUGUAUCAAGGCGUUAAUAAUUCAUCUUCGCUGAUGCUUAGGAGCAUGGUAAUUUCAUUCCAUUUUUAUUUUA
Verruconis gallopava is the source of this 1174-nucleotide messenger RNA. Its product is annotated as pre-mRNA-splicing factor isy1. The record is from RefSeq and is a predicted model, not a curated record. Bases 56 to 802 code for a protein of 248 amino acids. The transcript is spliced from 2 exons. Gene Ontology annotation, biological process: generation of catalytic spliceosome for second transesterification step; mRNA 3'-splice site recognition. NCBI's taxonomy places the organism in Eukaryota, Fungi, Ascomycota, Dothideomycetes, Venturiales, Sympoventuriaceae. Gene Ontology annotation, cellular component: post-mRNA release spliceosomal complex; post-spliceosomal complex; catalytic step 2 spliceosome.